CACACACACACGCGGGCGACUUUAUUUGUUUUGGCUGGCGAUAACCUGCAGGACACUGCAGACUGAAGCACCGGCAUUCAUGGCAGUUUGACAGGCUUUUACGCAUUGAUCCAGCACAGCAGGAAGGAAGGUGAUGGCGAGCCGUAAAGACAGACGCAGGGAAACCCCAGUGGAGGAAAGCUAUGGAGAGAGCAGCAGCGUCCCCUGUCCUGGAGACACCCUACCCUGGAACCUGUCCAAACACCAGCGGGUCAAACGCUCCAAGUCAUCCUCAGGGGAAGUUCUGGAUCCAGCAGAGAGGGCUGUCAUUCGCAUCGCAGAUGAACGAGAUCGAGUACAGAAAAAGACCUUUACCAAAUGGGUCAACAAGCACCUGAUAAAGUCGCAGCGUCACGUCACAGACCUGUAUGAAGACCUUCGCGAUGGACAUAACCUGAUCUCGCUGUUGGAGGUCCUCUCCGGCGAAUCACUGCCCAGAGAGAAAGGCCGCAUGCGAUUCCACAAACUACAGAAUGUACAGAUCGCUCUGGACUUCCUCAAACACCGGCAGGUCAAGCUGGUCAACAUCAGAAACGAUGACAUAGCAGAUGGGAACCCCAAGCUGACCCUGGGGUUAAUAUGGACCAUCAUCCUCCAUUUCCAGAUCUCAGAUAUUCAGAUCAACGGCCUGUCAGAAGACAUGACGGCCAAGGAGAAGCUGCUGCUCUGGUCCCAGAGGAUGACGGACGGCUACCAGAACAUCCGCUGUGAUAACUUCACCACCAGCUGGAGGGACGGAAAGCUCUUCAACGCCGUCAUACACAAACACCAUCCCAGACUCAUUGACAUGGGCAGAGUGUACCAACAGACCAACCUGGAGAACCUGGAACAGGCCUUCCAUGUGGCAGAGAGAGACCUGGGAGUGACACGCCUAUUGGACCCGGAGGAUGUCGAUGUCCCACACCCUGAUGAGAAGUCCAUCAUCACUUACGUAUCAUCCCUGUAUGAUGUCAUGCCCCGGCUCGAUGUCCAUGAUGGCAGAGCUAAUGAGUUGGAGCUGCGCUGGCAGGAGUACUAUGAGCUGGUGACUCUUCUGCUCCAGUGGAUCCGCCACCAUGUCAUGAUCUUUGAGGAGAGGAAGUUCCCUGCCAGCUACGAGGAGAUCGAGCUUCUUUGGCGCCAGUUCUUGAAGUUCAAAGAGGCAGAGCUGCCAGUGAAAGAGACAGACAAGAGCCGGUCCAAACACAUCUACCAGUCCUUUGAGAGUGCCGUGCAUGCUGGUCAGGUGAAGGUCCCCCCAGGCUACCAUCCCAUUGAUGUGGAGAAGGAAUGGGGUCGACUUCAUGUGGCCAUCCUGGAAAGAGAACGGCUGCUCAGGAUAGAGUUUGAGAGACUCGAGAGGCUCCAGAGGAUUGUCAGUAAAGUCCAGAUGGAGUCAGGGUCGUGCGAUGGAAAACUCAGUCACCUGGAGACCCUGCUGCAGACGGACAUUCGUCUGCUGAAUGCAGGGAAACCACCUCAGCACACAGCAGAGCUGGAAACUGAGCUGGACAAGGCAGACAACAUGAUCCGCCUGCUCUUCAACGAUGUGCAGAUACUCAAGGAUGGGCGCCACCCUCAGGCUGAAGAGAUGUACCGCAGGAUUUACCGCCUCCAUGAGCGCCUGGUGAACUUGCGCACCGAUUACAACCUUCGCCUGAAGUCCUCCGGGACGACCAUCAAGUUUUCCCAGACGCAGGUCUCCCAGCAGUCCACCAUGAAAGGUCGGCCUGAGAAAGAUGAUGUAACCCUUCGCUAUGUCAAAGACCUCCUGGGCUGGGUGGAGGAGAACCAGCUUCGCAUCGAUGGAGCAGAGUGGGGCUCUGAUCUGCCCUCUGUGGAGUCCCAGCUGGGCAGCCACAGGGGCCUGCACCAAACGGUGGAGGACUUCCGCUCCAAGAUUGAACGGGCCAGGGCUGACGAGAGCCAGAUAUCUCCUGUCAGCAAGGGUUCGUACAGAGAUUACAUGGGCAAACUGGACCUUCAGUAUGGCAAACUACUGAACUCUUCCAAGUCCCGUCUCAGGAACUUGGAUUCACUCCACGUCUUCGUCAGCGCUGCCACUAAAGAGCUGAUGUGGUUAAACGACAAAGAAGAGGAGGAGGUCAACUUCGACUGGAGCGACAGGAACACCAACAUGACGGCUAAGAAAGACAACUACUCGGGUCUCAUGAGAGAGCUGGAGCUGAGGGAGAAGAAAGUCAAUGAUCUCCAGGUCAUGGGGGACAAACUGGUCAGGGAUGCACAUCCUGGCAAGAAGACCGUCGAGGCUUUCACAGCCGCCAUGCAGACUCAGUGGAGCUGGAUCCUCCAGCUGUGCUGCUGUAUUGAGGCUCAUCUCAAAGAAAACACAGCCUAUUACCAGUUCUUUGCUGAUGUGAAAGAGGCUCAGGACAAGAUGAAUAAAAUGCAAGAGAACAUGAAAAAGAAGUACAGCUGUGAUCGCUCCACCACGGCCACGCGCCUGGAGGAUCUGCUGCAGGAUGCUGUGGAGGAGAGAGAACAGCUGAAUGAAUUCAAGACCCUUGCGACCGGCCUGAACAAGAGAGCCAAGUCCAUCAUCCAGCUGAAACCACGCAACCCCACCAGCUCCAUCAAAGGCAAACUGCCCAUACAGGCUGUCUGUGACUUCAAGCAACAGGAGAUCACUGUCCAUAAAGGAGACGAGUGUGCGCUCCUCAACAACUCACAGCCUUUCAAGUGGAAGGUCCUGAACCACUCUGGACACGAGGCACUGGUGCCUUCCGUCUGCUUCAUGGUGCCUCCAGUCAACAAGGAUGCCAUGGACAGUGUGUCCAGUCUGGAUGCAGGUUAUCAGCAGAUGGUGUCUAUGUGGCAGACGCUCCAUAUAGACAUGAAGAGCUUGCUGUCAUGGCAGUAUCUGAUGAGAGACUUCACACAGAUACGCUCCUGGAACAUCACCAUGUUUAAAUCCAUGAAACCAGAGGAGUACAGGCUGUUGAUGAGGAACCUGGAGCUCCACUACCAGGACUACAUGCGUGAUAGCCAGGACUCGCAGCUCUUUGGCCCCGCAGACCGCAUGCAGGUCGAGGAAGACUACACCAAGUCCACCCAGCAUUUCGACAACCUGAUUCGCUCCAUGGAGAAAGGUCAACAGGAUGAGUCUCUGUGUAAGAACUACAUCUCUGAGAUCAAGGACCUGCGAGUGCGUAUAGAGGACUGUGAGGCUGGGACAGUGGCUCGCAUACGCAGACCCGUGGACAAGGAAGCUCUGAAAGAAUGUGUUCAGAAGACAACAGAGCAGCAGAAAGUCCAUGUGACGCUUGAUGGCCUAAAGAAGGACCUUGGUAAGGUAUCUGUGAAGACACAGGAGGUGUUGGCCUCCCCUCAGCAGUCUGCGUCAGCUCCUGUCCUGCGCUCAGAGCUUGACCUCACUGUGCAGAAGAUGGAUCAUACCUACAUGCUCUCCUCGGUUUAUCUCGAGAAGCUGAAGACUGUGGAAAUGGUCAUCCGUAACACUCAGGGUGCUGAGGGAGUUCUCAAGCAGUACGAGGAGUGUCUGCGCGAUGUUCACACCGUGCCCAGCGAUGUCAAGGAAGUGGAGACUUACAGAACAACGCUUAAGAAAAUGCGAGCUGAGGCAGAAGGUGAACAGCCAGUGUUUGAUUCUCUGGAAGAAGAGCUUAAGAAGGCAACUGCAGUGAGCGACAAGAUGUCGCGUGUGCACAGCGAGCGUGACACGGAGCUGGACCACUUCCGCCAGCUCCGGUCUAGUCUCCAGGACCGCUGGAGGGCCGUGUUCGCCCAGAUGGACAUUCGCCAGAGAGAGCUAGAGCAGCUCGGCCGCCAGCUAGGCUACUAUCGUGAGAGCUAUGAUUGGCUGAUCUGCUGGAUUUCUGACGCCAAGCAAAGGCAGGAGAAGAUCCAGGCGGUGACCAUCAAUGACAGCAAAACUCUAAAAGAACAACUGGCCCAAGAGAAGAAACUGCUGGAGGAGAUUGAGAAUAACAAAGACAAAGUUGAUGAGUGUCAAAAAUAUGCUAAAGGAUACAUUGACACUAUUAAGGACUAUGAACUCCAGUUGGUCGCCUACAAAGCUCAGGUGGAUCCUCUUGCUUCUCCCUUGAAGAAAUCCAAACUGGAUUCUGCUUCUGACAACAUCAUUCAGGAGUAUGUAACACUGAGGACCCGGUAUAGUGAGCUGAUGACUCUGACUAGUCAGUACAUCAAGUUCAUCACCGACACACAGCGCCGCCUGGAGGACGAGGAGAAAACUGCAGAGAAACUCAAAGCGGAAGAGCAGAAAAAAAUGGCCGAGAUGCAGGCUGAGUUAGACAAACAAAAGCAGUUAGCUGCUGCUCACGCAAAGGCCAUUGCCAAAGCUGAGAAAGAGGCUCAAGAGCUGAAGCUCAGAAUGCAGGAAGAAGUAAGCAAGAGAGAGGUUGCUGCCGUUGAUGCAGAAAAGCAAAAGCACAACAUCCAGCUGGAACUGCAGGAGCUCAAAAACCUCUCCGAGCAAGAGAUCAAGAACAAAUGUCAACAGGUGGACGAGGCUCUUUACAGCAGGACCAAGAUUGAGGAGGAAAUCCAUAUCAUCAGGAUCCAACUUGAGACGACAUUAAAACAAAAGUCUACCGCCGAAUCUGAGCUCCAGGAACUUCGUAACAGAGCAGCUGAAGCUGAGAGACUCCGAAAGGCCGCCCAGGAAGAAGCUGAGAAGCUCCACAAACAAGUCAAUGAAGAGACCCAGAAAAAGCGCAUGGCAGAGGAAGAACUCAAACGCAAAUCUCAGGCAGAGAAAGAAGCUGCUAAGCAAAAGCAAAAAGCUCUGGAAGACCUUGAAAACCUCAAGAUGCAGGCCGAGGAGGCUGAAAGGCAAGUGAAGCAAGCGGAGUUAGAAAAGGAGAGGCAAAUCAAGGUUGCUCAAGUGGCAGCCCAGAAGAGUGCCGCGGCUGAGCUCCAGAGCAAACACAUCUCCUUUGCAGAAAAGACCUCAAAGUUGGAAGAAUCCCUCAAACAAGAGCAUGGUGCUGUCCUUCAGCUGCAACAAGAAGCAGAACAUCUCAAGAAACAACAGGAGGAUGCUAUAAAAGCCAGAGAAGAGGCAGAAAAAGAGCUUGAGAAAUGGAGGCAAAAAGCUAAUGAGGCCCUCCGUCUUAGACUCCAGGCUGAGGAAGAAGCCCACAAAAAGAGCCUUGCUCAAGAAGAAGCUGAGAAACAAAAGGAGGAGGCUGAGCGUGAGGCUAAAAAGAGAGCCAAGGCUGAAGACUCAGCUCUGAAGCAAAAAGAUAUGGCCGAGAAAGAACUUGAGCGGCAAAGAAGGGUAGCUGAGAGCACGGCUCAACAGAAACUCACUGCCGAACAGGAACUGAUUCGACUUAGGGCAGACUUUGACAACGCAGAACAGCAGAGAUCUCUCCUUGAAGAUGAACUUUAUCGCCUGAAGAAUGAAGUCAUUGCAGCGGAACAACAACGGAAACAGCUGGAGGAUGAGCUGGCCAAAGUGAGGAGUGAAAUGGAUAUACUCAUUCAGCUUAAGUCCAAGGCAGAAAAGGAGACCAUGUCCAACACAGAGAAGAGCAAACAACUUCUUGAGGCUGAAGCUGCCAGGAUGAGAGACGUGGCUGAGGAAGCAAGCAAGCUUAGAGCCAUCGCAGAGGAGGCCAAGCAUCAGAGGCAAGUUGCUGAGGAAGAGGCAGCUCGCCAGAGAGCAGAGGCUGAGAGGAUUCUCAAAGAGAAGCUGGCUGCAAUCAGCGAAGCCACUCGUUUAAAAACAGAGGCUGAAAUUGCCUUGAAAGAGAAGGAGGCAGAAAACGAAAGACUCCGCCGGCAAGCUGAGGACGAUGCUUACCAGAGAAAAGCUCUUGAAGAUCAGGCCAACCAACACAAGCUAGAGAUUGAUGAAAAGAUCCUCCUACUCAAAAAAUCAUCUGAGGCGGAAAUGGAAAGACAAAAGGCAAUAGUGGAUGACACACUGAAACAGAGGCGAGUUGUCGAAGAAGAAAUCCGAAUUCUUAAGCUCAACUUUGAAAAGGCUUCAUCUGGAAAACUUGAUCUGGAGUUAGAACUGAACAAACUGAAAAACAUUGCAGAGGAAACUCAACAAAGCAAACUUAGGGCAGAGGAGGAGGCAGAAAAACAAAGAAAGCUUGCCCUUGAGGAGCAGAAGAAGAGGAGGGAUGCAGAGGACAAGGUUAAGAAGAUCACUGCUGCAGAGGAAGAGGCAGCCAGACAACGCAAGGUCGCCCAAGAAGAGCUUGAUCGUCUGAAAAAGAAAGCAGAAGAGGCCCAAAAGCAGAAAGAAGAGGCUGACAUCGAAGCAGAAAAACAGAUUGUUGCAGCACAACAAGCAGCCCUGAAAUGCAGUACCGCUGAGCACCAAGUCCAAAGUGUCCUCGCCCAACAGAAGGAAGACAGCAUCAUGCAGAAGAAGCUUAAGGAAGAGUACGAGAAAGCCAAGAAGCUUGCCAAAGAGGCAGAGGCUGCUAAGGAGAAGGCAGAGAGGGAGGCAGCUCUCCUUCGUCAACAAGCAGAGGAAGCAGAACGGCAAAGGGCAGCUGCUGAGCAAGAAGCUGCAAUCCAAGCCAAAGCUCAGGAGGAUGCCGUGAGGUUGCGGAAGGAUGCUGAAUUUGAAGCUGCUAAACGAGCACAAGCAGAAAUUUCAGCCCUCAAGCAGAAGGAACAGGCCGAUGCCGACAUGGCAAAGCACAAAAAACUGGCAGAGCAAACACUGAAACAGAAGUUCCAAGUGGAGCAAGAGCUCACAAAGGUCAAACUGAAGCUUGAUGAUACCGAUAAACAGAAAUCUCUCCUGGAUGAAGAGCUGCAGCGCUUGAAGGAUGAGGUUGAUGAUGCUGUCAGACAAAGGGGCCAGGUGGAGGAGGAGCUGUUCAAAGUCAAGGUUCAGAUGGAGGAGCUACUCAAACUGAAAAUCAGAAUUGAGGAAGAAAAUCAACGCCUCAUCAAGAAAGACAAAGACAACACACAGAAAUUCCUCGCCGAGGAGGCUGAAAAUAUGAAAAGGCUCGCAGAGGAUGCUGCAAGACUUAGUGUAGAAUCCCAAGAGGCUGCACGCUUGAGACAGAUUGCAGAAGACGACCUCAAUCAUCAACGAGCUCUUGCAGAUAAAAUGCUUAAAGAGAAAAUGCAGGCCAUACAAGAGGCAUCUAGGCUUAAAGCAGAGGCAGAAUUGCUCCAAAGACAGAAGGACUUGGCUCAGGAGCAGGCACAAAAGCUGCUGGAGGAUAAACAACUAAUGCAACGGCGUCUGGAAGAGGAAACUGAGGAAUACCAGAAGUCACUUGAAGCAGAGAGGAAAAGGCAAUUGGAGAUCAUAGCCGAAUCCGAAAAACUCAAACUUCAGGUUUCACAGCUCAGUGAAGCCCAGGUCAAAGCUGAGGAGGAGGCAAAAAAAUUCAAGAAACAAGCUGAUAACAUUGCUGCCCGUCUUCAUGAGACUGAAAUAGCCACCAAAGAAAAAAUUACUGUAGUGGAAAAACUGGAAUACGAGAGACUCAAUACCAGCAAAGAGGCUAGCGAUUUACGCAACGCAAUCGCAGACCUUGAGAAGGAGAAGUCUAGACUGAAAAAGGAGGCAGCAGAACUUCAAAAUAAGUCUAAAGAGAUGGCUGAUGCACAGCAGAAACAAAUCGAACAUGAGAAGACAGUGCUCCAGCAGACAUUCCUGACAGAAAAGGAGAUGCUUUUGAAGAAGGAGAAGCUAAUUGAAGAUGAGAAAAAGAAGCUAGAGAGUCAGUUUGAUGAGGAAGUCAAAAAGGCCAAAGCUCUCAAAGAUGAACAGGAACGCCAGAGACAACAGAUGGAGGAGGAGAAGAAGAAACUCUACGCUACUAUGGAUGCAGCCCUCAAUAAACAAAAAGAGGCUGAGAAAGAAAUGCUUAACAAACAAAAAGAAAUGCAGGAACUGGAGAAGAAGAGACUCGACCAGGAAAGGAUACUCGCAGAAGAGAACCAGAAAUUGCGCGACAAGCUGCAGCAGCUUGAGGAAGCACAAAAAGAAGUCCCUGACAAAGAGCAAAUCCAUGUUACAAUGGUUGAGACAACAAAGAAGGUUUAUAAUGGUCAAACUGCCGGUGAUACGGAAGCCAGUGCGGACAAGAGACCAGAUCCCUUGGCUUUUGAUGGCAUCCGUGAUAAGGUACCUGCAAGCAGACUUCAUGCUGUGGGCCUUUUAUCCAAGAAGGAGUUUGACAAGCUAAAAAAAGGCAAGACCACUGUUCAAGAGCUUGGGGAGACUGACAAACUGAAACAAAUUCUUAAAGGAAAGAACUGCAUUGCUGGUGUUUUGACUCCAUCUAAUCAAAAGAUGUCAAUCUAUGAAGCAUCAAAAGACAAGAAGAUUACUCCAGGCACAGCCAUAAUCCUUCUUGAAGCCCAAGCAGCCACAGGUUACAUUGUAGACCCAAUUAAGAACCAGAAACUUUCUGUUAAUGAGGCUGUCAAGGAAGGCUUGAUUGGCCCUGAACUGCACAACAAAAUGCUUUCAGCAGAGAGGGCAGUUGUUGGCUACAAAGAUCCAUACACUGGUGGGAAGACCUCUGUCUUUGAAGCUAUGAAGAAGGGUCUGAUAGAACAUGAUCAUGCCAUCAGAGUCCUUGAGGCGCAGCUUGCAACUGGUGGCAUUGUCGACCCAAUCAAUAGUCACCGUGUACCCAAUGAAACAGCCUACCAAGAGGGCCUAUAUGAUGUUGAAAUGAACAGGAUUAUGGAAAAACCUUCAGAUGACACAAAGGGAUACUUUGACCCCAGCACUCAGGAACCUUUGACAUAUUCUGAGCUGAUGGCAAGAUGUACCACUGACCCUGAAACCGGUCUGCUUCUCCUGCCAAUCACAGACAAAGCUGCUCAGUGCUCAAGUAUAUACACAGAGGAGGAGACCAAGGAUGUGUUCAGCAAAACAACUGUGUCUGUGCCAUUUGGACGAUUCAAGGGAAAGACUGUCACCAUUUGGGAAAUAAUCAAUUCUGAGUACUUCACUGACGACCAAAAGAAGGACCUUCUCCGUCAAUACAAGACAGGCAAAAUCACAAUCGAAAAAAUCAUUAAGAUUGUGAUUACUGUGGCAGAGGAAAAAGAAAAGAAGAAUGAGAUUACCUUUGAUGGUCUGAGAGCACCUGUCCCUGCCACAGAACUCCUGGAAUCCAAAAUCAUUGAUAAAGACAUAUACAACAAAUUGCACAAGGGCAAUAAGACGGUCAAAGAGGUGUCUGAAAUAGAGCCUGUCCACAAAGCACUGAAGGGAACAAACUGCAUUGCAGGUGUGGUUAUCGAUUCAUCCAAGGAGACAAUGUCCUUCUAUCAAGCUAUGAAGAAAGACAUGAUGAGAGCAGGGCCUGCUUUGAAUAUGCUGGAAGCCCAAGCAGGAACAGGCUAUGUGGUUGACCCUGUUCAUAAUCAGAAGUACACUGUUGAUGAAGCUGUCAAAGCAGGUGUUGUGGGUCCUGAGCUGCAUGAAAAACUGCUGUCUGCAGAGCGAGCUGUUACAGGUUACAAAGAUCCUUACACUGGACAGACUGUAUCUCUGUUCCAGGCAAUGAAAAAAGAUCUCAUACCUAGAGAACAAGGAAUCCGUCUGCUUGAUGCCCAAAUGACCACCGGCGGCAUCAUUGAUCCAGUAAAUAGCUAUCACAUUCCUCAUGAUGUGGCCUGCAAGAGAAACUAUUUUGAUGAUGAAAUCAAACAGAUUCUUAACAGUCCCACUGAUGAAACUAAAUGCUUCUUAGACCCCAACACAAAAGAAAAUGUCACAUACUCACAGCUUUUUAAGAGAUGUGUCACUGACAAGAAAACUGGUCUCCAGCUUCUGCCUCUUUCUGACGAAGCAAUCAAUGCAAAAGAGGAGCCAGCAUACAAUGAUGCCCAGACAAAGGAGGCUAUGACUCAGGCAACUGUGGAACUUGACUCUGGACCAUUUAAGGGCAGGAAGAUGACCAUCUGGGAAAUCAUCAACUCUGAAUAUCUCACAGAAGAACAACGGCUUGACCUGCUCAGACAGUUUAGGUCAGGAAAGAUUACAAUUGAAAAGAUAAUCAAGAUUGUCAUCACAUUUGUAAAUGAGAAAGAGGCCAAGAAACAAGAACAGUCCAGCUUCAAGGGACUCAGAGCUCCUGUCCCUGCAAGCUCUCUGUAUGAUUCCAAAAUCAUUGACAAACCAACCUUUGACCUCCUUCAACAAGGCAAAACAACACCUAGAGAAGUCAGUCAGAAUCCAAAUGUCAAUAAAUACCUCCAGGGCUCUGAUAGCAUUGCUGGAAUCUACCUGGAGCCGACCAAAGAGAAAAUCAGCAUUUAUCAGGCUAUGAAGAAAAAACUCCUCAGACACAACACAGGUCUUUCACUUCUUGAGGCCCAGGCUGCCACUGGGUUCCUUGUAGAUCCAGUGAGGAACCAGUGCCUGACAGUAGAUGAGGCAGUGAAGUCAGGUCUUGUUGGUCCAGAGCUACAUGAAAAACUUCUCUCUGCAGAAAAAGCUGUUACUGGCUAUAAAGAUCCAUUCACAGGCAACAAAAUCUCCCUCUUUGAAGCAGUGCAAAAAGAUCUCAUCCUGAAAGAACAUGCCAUGCCACUGAUAGAGGCACAGAUGGUUAGUGGAGGAAUCAUUGACCCUGUAAACAGCCACCGUGUCCCAACUGAUGUUGCAUAUCAGAAGAACAUUUUCAGUAAAGAAAUGGCCAAGACCCUAUCUGAACCAUCUGAUGAUAACAAGGCUUUCUCAGACCCAGAAACCGAUGUUAAUGUUACCUACAGACAGCUUAAAGACAAGUGCCAAAAAGAUCCAGAGACAGGCCUAUAUAUCCUUCCACUCUCCAAACCUCAGUCUCCAACUGUUGUGGAAAAGACAUACCUUUACACAGAGGAACAGACACAAAGUGACCUGACCAGCACACAGAUUGACAUUCCAAUCGAGGGGCUUGCUGAUAAACCAGUGAACCUUUGGGAAAUCAUGAACUCAAAUUUGCUUCCCGAGCAAGAGAGGCAGAAGCUCAUGGAUGAAUAUCGCUCUGGUAAAAUCACAAAAGAGCGGAUGAUCAUCAUCAUUAUUGAGAUCAUGGAGCAGAGAGAGAUCAUUAGAAAUGAUAGUCCACUGUCAUAUAAGACUAUAAGGAGAAGGAUAACUAUUGAGGAGCUCUACAGUGCCCGCAUAAUUGACCUAGAGACGUACAACCUCCUUAAACAGGGCAAGAGGAACAUCCGUGACAUAAUGGAGAUGACCAGUGUGAAACAGUAUCUCUAUGGCACAGGCUGUGUUGCUGGGGUCACAACAGACUCAAGCUCCAAGAUAAGCAUAUACCAAGCAAUGAAGAGAGGAUUUAUUAAACCUGAACUAGCCCUCAGCCUCCUAGAAGCACAAGCUGCUACAGGAUUCAUUGUCGAUCCAGUUAAAAAUGAAACACUGACGGUUGACGAAGCUGUUCGUAAGGGUGUUGUCGGCCCUGAGAUCCAUGAUAAACUUCUGUCAGCUGAAAGAGCAGUCACAGGAUACAAAGAUCCAUACAGUGGGAAAACCAUAUCUCUCUUCCAGGCCAUGAAAAAGGAUCUUGUUCCAGAGGAUUAUGCUCUGAAAAUGUUAGAGGCACAAACUGCCACCGGUGGUAUUAUUGAUCCUGAAUUCCAGUUCCACCUGCCAGCCGACAUUGCCAUGCAAAGAGGUUACAUCAACAAGGAAACCAACGAGAGGCUGACUGACAAAGUUAAAGGAUUUACUGACCCUGUCACCAACGAGGACCUGUCAUAUGCACAGCUGCUCAAGAGAUGCAAGUUAGACGGUGGGUUGCGCCUACUCUCCCUGGGAGACAAGAGGCUGAUGUUCAAAGGUCUGAGGAAAGAGAUCACAAUGGAGGAGCUGAUCCGCUCACAAAUUAUUGACCAGAAGACUGUCACUGAACUGAAUGAAGGUCUUAUUUCAAUGGAGGAGGUUAGCAAGAAUCUAUCAAGGUACCUUGAAGGCACAAGCUGUAUUGCUGGUGUAUUCUUAGAGUCCACAAAUGAGCGUCUAUCAAUUUACCAGGCCAUGAAGAAGAACAUGAUUAGGCCAGGCACAGCAUUUGAACUCCUUGAGGCACAGGCAUCCACAGGAUAUGUCAUUGAUCCCAUCAAAAACCUCAAACUGACGGUCAAUGAAGCAGUGAGAAUGGGAAUUGUAGGACCUGAAUUCAAAGACAAGCUCCUCUCUGCAGAACGUGCAGUGACAGGAUAUAGAGAUCCUUAUUCAGGCAAGACAAUCUCCCUGUUCCAGGCCAUGAAAAAGGGGCUCAUCUUGAAAGAUCAUGGUAUCCGUCUCCUGGAAGCCCAGAUUGCCACUGGUGGAAUCAUUGACCCAGAGGAAAGUCACCGCCUGCCAGUUGAGGUGGCCUACAAACGUGGCUUCUUUGAUGAGGAAAUGAAUGAGAUCUUGACAGAUCCAUCUGAUGACACUAAAGGCUUCUUUGAUCCCAACACUGAGGAAAAUCUAACCUAUCUCCAGCUCAUGGAGAGGUGCAUCACCGAUCCUGACACUGGCCUGGUGCUCCUGCUACUGAAAGAAAAGAAGCGGGAAAGUAAGACCUCCUCCAAAUCCUCAGUUCGUAAACGCAGAGUUGUCAUCGUAGACCCUGAGAGUGGCAAAGAAAUGACUGUGUAUGAGGCCUACAGGAAGGGACUCAUCGACCACCAAACAUACCUAGAGCUUGCUGAGCAGGAGUGUGAAUGGGAAGAGAUCACAAUAACCUCCUCUGAUGGUACUGUCAAAUCCAUUAUCAUUGACAGGAGGUCAGGGAGACAGUAUGAUGUUCAUGAUGCUCUUUCACGUGGCCUCAUUGACCAGACUGCCCUUGAUACAUACCGAUCUGGAAACCUAUCCAUCACAGAAUUUGCUGACAUGCUUUCUGGAAGCAUGGGAGGCUUCCGCUCACGCUCAUCCUCCUUUGGUUCCACUACUGGCUCCACCUACUCCUCUCCCAUGAGCCCCAUACCCUCCAUUAAACCACCUGCAGUCAUAUGGAAUGACCCAGCAGAGGAGACUGGCCCCAUAGCUGGAAUAUUGGACAUAGACACACUGGAGAAGGUGUCUAUCACUGAGGCCAUACACAGAAACCUGGUAGACAACAUCACUGGCCAAAGAUUGUUGGAGGCCCAAGCCUGCACAGGAGGAAUAAUUGACCCCACAACUGGAGAGAGAUUCACAGUCAUUGACGCUACAGAAAAAGGCCUUGUGGAUAAAACCGUGGUUGAUCGCCUCACCCUGGCUCAAAAAGCAUUCAAUGGAUUUGAAGACCCAAGAACUAAAGUAAAGAUGUCCGCAUCCCAGGCACUAAAGAAAGGCUGGUUGUAUUAUGAGGCUGGGCAGCGUUUCCUUGAGGUCCAAUAUUUGACUGGUGGACUUAUUGAGCCUGAUGUCGAGAGCAGAGUGUCACUAGAUGAAUCUAUCAAGAAGGGCACAAUCGAUGCCCGCACUGCCCAGAAACUGAGAGAUGUCGGUUCUUAUUCUAAAUACAUAACGUGUCCAAAAACCAAACUCAAAAUCUCCUAUAAAGAUGUCAUGGACAAAAGCAUGGUCGAGGAAGGAUCUGGCCUAAGGCUUCUGGAGGCCUCCUCACAAUCCAGCAAAGGCCUCUACAGUCCCUACAAUGUCAGUAACCCUGGAUCUGCCUAUGGCUCCCGGACUGGCUCAAGGACCGGAUCCCGAACAGGCUCCAGGAGAGGCAGCAUUGAUGCUGGCUCUGGCUUCAGCAUGAACUUCUCAUCCUCCUCCUUCACAGCCUCUUCAACUGGCUACAGCCGCAGAUUCCCACUAGGUUUAAUGGAGGAGCCUGCCAACAGAAGAAACGGGGCAUUCACCUCCCAGAAUUCUUCACUCAGCUCCCUUGACUACUCUGAUCUGACCCUUUCCCUCCCAGCUCUCCCUGCAGAGGCUGUAAACAGGGAGGAUCAAGGAAGUGCUUUGUUUGAAUCACCAACACCUACAUCACAGGAUCAGAGAUAUGGGAGGGAUGUGGAGGACUUGAGUCAAUGGCAGUGUGAGUUCAGGGGUCAAAUCAUAGCACUGAGACAGUGGCUGAAGAGCAUGGAGAUGCGGCUGCCUCCUCUGGACCCCAGGAGGAUUAUGGGUAACCUCAUCAGCCGGCCCAGCUGCCUGGGCCAGAAGUCCAAGCAUGUAAGGUCAGACGAGGACUUCCUGAAGGAGUGCUACCAACGACGAAGAGAGUGGCAGCCCCCGGAGCAACAUGGGGAGGCCAAACCAGACGUUGCUGUCCACAACAAAGCAAGCGAGGAUGCAAACAAGGAAGGAGAGGUGGAGAGAGACAAGGAGGCACAGGAAAAUGAUCAUAAGAGGGAGGAGGGAGCUUAUACUCCUAUUUCAGACAAACCCCUCCGCAGCUCUCCUGCAUCCACAAUCAGGAGCACCAGUACUCUGGAUAAUGCCUGGCACAACAGCCCUUCCCCGAUAAAAACAUCCCGAAAUGGGACACUAACAAGGAGAACAGUACCUCCAGAGUUUACCAGAUCCCCCUUGGCUCACCCGGACAUGAGCGCAGCAGAGAGGAGGGCCAGCUUCCAUAGGAGAGACUCCAGAGAAGGAAGCCCCUGGUCCUGGAAGACUCUGGGAUCACGUGAGGUUACAGAGGUGACGGAGGUGACGGAAACAACUGUAACGGAAAUUGUGGAAGUGACAGAGUAUCCGUCUGGAGAUAAAGGAGGGGACCCCGUAGUCACCAGAACUGUUAGAAUCCUGAAUGGGGUCGCCGAGGAACUCGCUGAGCUCCAAAGUGAUGGACACUCAAGCUCAGACCAGGAUUCCAGCCUGGAUAGAUGGAGGGGAACAAGAUCUGCCUUGGCACUGAGGGAUGUGUCUACAGAUUCUGAGACAUUUCUCCAAAACCUGGAAGCUUUGCUCACAUGGGUCAGUGAGAUAGAGGAGCUCACAGCCAAUCAGAAACCCCCAUCCUCAGAGGUCAAAGUAGUGAAAGCACAGCUCCAAGAACAAAAGCUCCUGCAGCGCCUCCUAACAGACCGAAGGCGUAGUAUGGACUCCUUGUUUUAUGAGGGCCCUCGGCUUCUGGAGGCCCACCCAGGACAGGAAGGGGAGCAGGAAAAGGUCAAGCUCUCCACUCUCAAACAGAAGUGGGAUGCCUUACAGCUGGGGGCAGAGCAAAGGAGAGGGAGUCUGGAGCUUAUUCUGCCCAGGGCCCAGCUCUUCCAGGAAGGAGUAGACAGCUUGCAGCAGUGGCUCAUAUCUGUGGAACAGACCCUAGCUGAACUACGGAAUGCAGAGAGAGUGAUGCUGCAUCUCUCAGAGGCUACAGAUAGGGCCAAGGCCGUUGUUGAGGAGAUUCAAGUCAAAACAGCUGAGCUAGGGAAAAUACAAAAGUCAGGACAUGAUCUGAUGGAGGCAAUUUCAGAGGAUGAAUCUCAGCUGGUGCAGGAGAAGAUGGAUGCUCUGCGUAUCCGUUGCUCUGUGCUGAGUCUAAGCAGUCUGGACGUGCUGCAGAGGCUGGAGCAGGCCCUGGAGGCCUCCAGUCGCUGCACCUCCAGCCAGGAGGACCUCCAUUUGUGGCUGGGCCGCAUCGAGAGGGAGCUACUGGGGGCAGCAGGAGCGCAGACACAUGCUGGAGAUGCAGUACUAUGUGCAGCUGAGAGACAGAGGCUGGAACAGGCAGUGGUGAAAGAGAUGGCUUGGUUCAGAAACACAGCGCUGAGUCUUGAAAAGCUGAAAACCAUUCAUCUGGAUCCAAAACUCAUAGCAGAACAACUCUAUGAACAGAAGAUUUUGGCAGUGGAGAUUCUCCAACACAGGUUCAACAUUGAGAAGAUGGUGAAGAUCGCUGAAAUCUUGCUGACAUACAGUGAUGAAGGAGAAACAGUCGAUUUGCAGACCCCACUAGAGGCCUUACAGGAACAAUGCAACACCACCUCUGCCACCAAUUCCCAUGUGGUCCUGCAGCUUGAGCAUGCUCAGUCGCUUCUUCUCCAGUUCUCAGAGGGCCUCGCUGAGGUUUCGCCCUGGCUUGAAGAAACUCAAACCCUAAUUGGCCAGCUCUCCCUCAGCACAAUUAGCUAUGAGGCAUUUCGGGAACAACAGGACCUCUUACAGGGUCUGAGGGAGUCUAUAGCAGAACACAGACCCUUGAUUGCACGCUUAUGCUCUCUGGCAAAACGCUUGUCAGAACUGAACCCCAUUCAGGGGGAUGAGUUCUGUCGAAAGGCUUCAGAGACCGAGGAGCAGCAUAGAGCCAUCAGAGACCGGGUCAGAGAGACUGCUAAUCUACUUGAGGAGUCAUUGCCUCGAUUCACUCAGCUGAACGAGAGGAUGAUCCUUAUCAGAGAGAGUCUUGACCGCCUGCACAGUCGAUUACAGACCCCCACCUCUCUUCAAGGCCUCACCCCAAGAAUCCAGGAGCAGCUGCAGGACAACAAGCACACCCUGGCCGAGCUAUCCAAGCUGAUGCUGGGCCUUAGCAGUGUCAAAACACAGGCAGAUGAACUGCUGGCUAACACGCAGGCAGCUGGCGAUGGAUCUGUCGGCACAGCAAUCCAGGAGCGAGUGUCCGGUCUGUCCCAGCUGUGGGAUGAGACACAUACUCAGGCCCAGGACAGGGAAAGCUGGCUGCUCAAACUGUUGGAUCUUGCCUUGAAGUUCUGGAGCGAUGUCAGCGAUGUCACGGCUGCUCUCAAUGAUGCUCAGCAGGCAGUUUUGGAUCUCAAUGCUAGUCGGACAGAUUCCGAAACAAUCCGCCAGAGCCUUGAAACCAUGCAGACUCUCAGGGAGGAUAUUGAUAGUUUACAGGGAGAUCUGGACACCCUUGGCGUUUUGGGAAUGGAUCUGAUGUCAGCAUGUGGCGAUACAGACAAACCAGAUGUCACAAAGAGCCUGGAUGAACUUUAUUGCACGUGGAACAACUUGAGUAAACUGUGGAGCGAAUGUCACAAAAAGUUGGAGGAGUCCUUGCAGUUGGCACUACAUUAUCAAGACACUAUGCAGGGUCUUUUCGAGUGGUUGAAGUCAGCUGAGCUGAGGUCUACUGAAGAGUUCAUGGUAGGAACUGACCUGGAAUCCGUCAAAGAGCAGCUACGUGAUCUCAAGGAAUUUAAGCGAGAACUUUACCAGAAGAAAAUUGAGAUUGAAAGCCUGAACCAUCGCUUUGUGUGCCGGCUGUCUCCCGGCUCGGAGCGCCCAGGCUCCGUCUCACCGCUGUGUGACUUCAGACAGCGCUGGGACAGCUUGGAGUCCGAGACUGUCAGCAGACAGCAUCAGCUGGAGUGUGCUCUGCUGGGUCUGGGUCAGUUCCAAAACACGCUGGACGAGCUGCACACAUGGCUUUCCUGGACUGCUAAGCAACUGCAGGGCAGCCGGCCAAUCAGCAUCGACCUGCAGGCCUGUGAAAUAGAGCUGGCCAAACACAAGGUCUUGCGUAAUGAUGUCAUGUCCCAUGUUCGCACGAUGGAGUCCCUGAACCAGGCAGGCAGGGGGCUGCUGGAGGUUGGGUCCGGGGACAGCCCGCAUGGUCUGCAGUCUCGGCUGGAGCAACUCAAUGACAGCUGGGAGUUCGUCCGCUGUGAGACUGAACGCAGGCAGCUGGAGUUAGAGAACAGACUGAGUCAGGUACAAGAUGUUACGAUGGAGAUUCAGGAUCUCCUGCAGUGGCUGGAGAACACAGACCUGAGACUGUCCUCCUCUAAAACCAUGUGGGGUAUGCCGGACUCUGCCAGUGAGAGACUCAAUGCACAUUUGGAGUUGUGUAAUGAGAUGGAGUCAAAGCUUCACGCCUUCACGGAUGUGAAGAACGCCAUCCUCAGGAUGCUGGAGAGCAGCGACGUUGUGCGGGGAUCGAGCACCGAGCACAGCUUAUCUAUUCUUGAACAGAAAUGGGCGUCUGUUUACAGCAAAGUCCAGGAGCGAAAGGCGAGGCUUACAGAAGGAUUGAGUCUGGCCAAGGAGUUCCACAGUAACGUCCAGGAACUUCUCACUAAGAUGAGCAAGUGUGAGGAGUCCAUCGGACUUUUUCCUGCUCCCAGCUUUGUUCUGGACAAAGUUUGUACUCAACUGCAGGACCACAGAACACUGGUGAAUGAGGUGAACGGUUACGGUGAGAAGAAGACCACAGUGGAGAGCACAGCCCGCAGACUAAUAGAACUGAGCCGGAAGGAAGACUGUGAUGUCAUUCAUAACCUAAUCAUGACUGUCCAGGAUCGCCACAAAAAGCUACAGCAGCGUGCUUCAGAAAGAGGCAGGGCGCUGGAGGAGGUCAAAAAGACUGCCAAACAGUUUAAUGAAUCGUGGCGCCUGCUGUUGGACUGGAUGACGGAGGUAGAACAGACAUUAGACACACAUAAAGAGAUUGCUGUGUCUCACGAGGAGAUUAAACAGCAACUGACUGAACAGAAGGAGUUCCAGAAGCUGCUGAGGUCGAAGAGGCCCAUGUAUGAAGCUACACUGAAGAGUGGACGCAGCCUUCACGAAAGAGCUCAAACCAGCCCCGAUAGACAGCACGUGGAAAAUCUACUGGCUGAGCUCAAAGACACAUGGGACACCAUCAGUGGCAAGUCUAUGGAGAGACAACACAAGCUGGAGGAAGCGCUGCUGUUCUCAGGGAGAUUCACCGAUGCUCUCCAGGCACUGAAUGACUGGCUGUAUAGAGCGGAGCCCCAACUGGCUGAGGACGUUCCUGUUGGUGGAGACAAAGACAUGGUCAACAACCUGAUCGACAAACACAAGGCCUUCCAAAAGGAGUUAGGGAAGCGAGCUGGAUGCAUCAGGACCCUGAAGCGCUCUGUGAGGGAUCUGACCAGGAGCAGCACAGCUGAUGCUCAUUGGCUGCAGGAGCAGAUGGAUGAGCUGGAGGGCCGCUGGGAGGCGGUGUGCAAACUGUCGGUCAGCAAGCAAGACAGACUGGAGGCUGCGCUUCAGCAGGCUGAAAAGUUUGAUGGCCUCGUCCACUCCUUCAUGGAGCGCCUCACUGAGGCAGAGAGGAUACUGAAAUAUGGAGUGAUACCAGAGGAGGAGGAAGGCUUGCUUGCUUUCCGCAAACAACACAAGGAAUCAAUGGGUGCCCUGCAGGCUCAGGUCAUGGAGUUACAGAACAUCCAGUGUCUGGGUGAGGAGAUCCUGGCCUCCUGUCACCCAGACUCAAUAAUCACCCUAAAGUCUUGGAUCAGUGUCACCAAGACCCGCUAUGAGGAGGUUCAGACCUGGGCUCAGCAGCAGGGCCAGAAGAUCCAGGCCAGCUUGGCAGCACUGGAGGCAGAGAGAGAGGAAGUCCAGAGGCUACUGGACUGGAUCUCCUCAGCAGAGGAAUCCCUCAACCUCAGAGACCACGAGCCUCCGCCGGAGACCACAGAGCAGAACCAAGAGCUGAUAGAGCAGCACACAAUAUUCAUGGAGGAGCUGAAUAAAAAGUUCCCAGAGGUUGAACAUGCCACAAAAUCCUGCAAACACAAGAGCAUUUCGAAACAGCACGUUUCCCCCAGCAAACGGCCACUCACAAAACGGAGGAGCACUCUGAAGCUGCAGCCUGCUGUACCGGUUCCCCUGGAGCACCUUGACCCCCAGACCCCAGAGCUCAGUCAGCUGGUCAGUCAGUGGCAGAAACUUUGGCUCCUGGCUGUGGCGAGACAAACCCGUCUGGAGCAACAACAGCAAACACUCAAAGAGAUGGAGGAAUUCGCAAACUUUGACUUCAAUAUUUGGCGAAAGCGUUACAUGCUGUGGAUUAGUCAUCUGAAGUCACGGAUCUUAGACGUGUUCCGCAGCAUCGACCGGGACCAGGAUGGACGCAUCAGCCAGAAGGAGUUUGUUGAUUAUGUCCUCGCCUCCAAAUUCCCCACCAACUCCCUGGAGAUGAACGCAGUGGCAAACAUCUUCGACAUGAACAGUGACGGCUUCAUUGACUACUAUGAGUUUGUGAGUGCCCUCCAUCCGAGCAGAGAUCCCUACAGGAGAACACUGGAUGCAGAUCAAAUCAACGAAGAGGUGAGUCGACAGGUAUCCCAGUGCAACUGUCCCAAGAGGUUCGAAGUGGAGCAAAUAAGUGCCAAUAGAUACAGGUUUGGAGAUUCCCAUCAGUUGCGGAUGGUUCGCAUCCUGCGUAGCACGUUGAUGGUCCGGGUGGGAGGAGGCUGGACCGCUCUAGAUGAGUUCCUGGUCAAGAAUGACCCGUGCAGAGUGAAAGGCCGGACCAACCUGAAGAUCAAGGAGAAGUACUUGUCUCCUGCAGGAAGCACUUCCAAGGGUUUGACCGUCAGCAGGUCCAACUCCAGCCUCAGCCUCUACAGCAGUGCCUCGGCCCCCACCAGCCCCAUGACACGCAAGGCAUUACUCCGCAGAAGUUUCUCAGGUGACCGCUGCAUCCGUCCCAGGAGCUCCAUUGCUGCUUUGGGAUCUGAUCUACAGUUUGUCACAACAGGGGACGAUAAUUCUCCCUCACCAUCAGACGAAGCUGCGAGGUUACCCACAUGAUUACCUCUGUCCUCUGAGAACCAUGCGUACGCUGCAGCGCUGAACCCAAACACAGCCUUGGGGCCCUGAAACAGAGUGAUAAGCAGAAGUAACGUGAUAAGAGGGCCCCAAAAAAAACAAUGCAGUCCCUGACAGAAGAAGUACAGAGGUGAUGGUAAAGUGUCUUUGAAACUAGAAAUGUUUGCGAGAAUCGUGCGCGCUCUGUGUGGACAAUGAGGAGGUCAGUGCAGAUGCGUGACAACGAUUCUUUUUGUCCCCUGUUGCAUUGCAUACAGUAGUAUCUGAUUGCGUAGAGAGUAGGAAUUGAAAAGUUCUGCAUGGAUGCUUAUUGCAUGACAGCCAGAGCCUUGCUUAAGUCAGAUUUAGUUUUUUUCUCCCCCAGCUUGUUAUUCUUUUUCGGUUAUAAAGAUGAGCAGACGGUACCUGAACCCAAGAAUAAUGCUCUGUCGCGGGCAGUAAUGUGGCGCAAGUGAUUUAAAAGUGACAUACAGCCAGAACACAUUUGUACAUGGUAUAUAUAUAUAAGGGUGUUGUACUGUCUGUCUGUCUACAAGCAUCCAAAAAACACAUAUACCAAAACCAUAAGUAUGUGAAGGGUACAGUAUGCUGUCCUUUAACUUUGUGAUAUUAGUUUUGUUUUUAUUUCAUUCCAUAAAGAUAACAUUGUUGGCAGGGCCACACUGUUUUUUGUUGUCUUUUACCUUUUUUGACACCAUGUUUUCAAAUAAUGAUGUAUUUUUUUUUAUUGUUUUUUACUGUAAGGAUGUUUUAAACACUGGAGAUUGCGUACUGAACAAUGCACUGAAGUACGACAGGUCAUUGUUGAUUUGUAGAGAUUAUUUUCUCAGGAUUGGUUUUUGCCUUUGGAUGUAUGUAUUUCUAUGGAACAUUACUGUGAAAAUGUAGAUGUGUUAUUUUCUUUAUAACAGUGUACUUCCUGGGAAAGUUUUGUUUAGCACAUUCUUUUCAUAAAAAUGCACUUUUUUUUCUGUGUCCUACUACUUUAGAUUUAGGUUAUUUUACAAAGUGGGAAAUCUGGCAGUUGUCGUGAGUAAGAGAAUUAAUUUUUCCAGAGAAUGCACCGGAGGUGAUAUGUGUGGGUUAACAGUGUAGUUCUUUCGUGAAAUCAACCUUUUUAGUUUCCUUUUGUCCCCUUUUCCAGCCUGUUUUACCAAAAGCAGUACAUUUAAAAUUUUCUGUAUUUCUGUCUUGAUGUUUUUCUUCUCUUACCUCCAAUCCAUUCAGCAAUUCUCACAACUGGCUGGAUUUUAUGACUCUACUUUAAAAGAUGUUUAAGAACCAUGUGAAACACUGCAUCUGUUUCCUUCAAGGUUUUCUCACGAACCCGAAGAUACCAAAAUGCAUCGUUUCAGCAAAAAAAGUACUGGAAUAUGUUAUCCCUGAGAGAGAAGCAACUGCAGCACCACCAUCAGUUUACAGCCGAUGCUGUUCAGUGUUGCACUGUGCCUUGCUUCCACUCUGGUUCUAUUAUAAAGCAGUUGAUACUUACAAUAUGUUCUCAGCAGUGUAAAGCUACUGUAUUUGUAUGUGUAUGUUUGUACUAGAUCUACCUGAGGUUGCAUUUGGUCUAUGCAGUUGUCAAAAAAUGAUUUUUUUAAAAGUCAAAAAUGUUUUUACAUGAUAAAGUACAUUUUCCUUGUUGAUGUUGGAGAAGGGUUAAAAUUUGACUGUACUGUAAAAAAAUACAUUAGCCAGAUUUUACUUCUAUUGCUAUGCACCCUAAUCUUUCUGUACUGUAAAUGUUUCUAUACCCAGCACUCAUUCUAAUGUCUAAUUUAGGUCAACUGUAGAUGAAUGUCACUAAUAAUUUUAUGUCCACUUGUACAAAACAAUCUUUUUGUAAUAAAAAUAAAAACAUU
This is a messenger RNA of Sander lucioperca (pikeperch), 22311 nucleotides long. RefSeq names its product plectin-like. Gene Ontology annotation, cellular component: intermediate filament; focal adhesion; cytoplasm. NCBI's taxonomy places the organism in Eukaryota, Metazoa, Chordata, Actinopteri, Perciformes, Percidae. Bases 134 to 20431 code for a protein of 6765 amino acids. Gene Ontology annotation, biological process: intermediate filament cytoskeleton organization; wound healing; hemidesmosome assembly. The transcript is spliced from 75 exons. Gene Ontology annotation, molecular function: microtubule binding; cadherin binding; ankyrin binding. The record is from RefSeq and is a predicted model, not a curated record.